GAAACAGCGCAAUACCUGCGAAGACUCAAACGAUUGCAGUCGUUUCACGCGAGACUACGACGACACUUUACUUUUGUCGGAAAUUUUCAAUUUUCAAGUCAUUUGUUGGUUUUCGAACCACUAAAUAGUUGUGAGGGUAAUAGUUACUCAUCUUUUUUCUCGCGUUUCUUGAUUGUUAUUGGAUUCGAUUAGAUUAGAAGUGUUAUCGCACAAGUGUUUCAAAGACAAAUUUGAAUAAAAAACCGCCAAAAUGGAAAACUGUGGAAUGAGUCUGAUUAAAUACAUACUAUUUGUGUUCAACUUACUAUUUGCGAUCUCUGGACUCGGUGUAUUAGUAUCAGGUGCUCUGGUCCUCGCAGAUGUUGGAGAAUUUGGCCAUUUCAUGGAGGGCCGCACAUUGGCCCCUCCUAUAGUGCUAAUAGUGGCUGGUGCUCUAGUCUUUAUCGUAGCCUCGCUCGGGUGCUACGGCGCGAUACGUGAGAACUCCAAUUUGUUGAUCGCGUUUGCGGUAUGCCUUGGCAUAAUUUUCGUCGUUGAAUUAGCUGCUGGAAUUGCUGGAUGCACCAUGAAGGGUGAUUUUCAGGAGUCGAUGCGUAAAUCACUUCAAACGUCCAUGGGACGUUAUACUGAGAGCAAGGACGACGCUAUUGCUUGGGAUAAUGUUCAAACAAAAUUGAUGUGCUGCGGCAUUGACGGACCCCGCGAUUGGGUCGACUUGAGCGCAAACCGUCAGAUGCCUCAAAGCUGCUGCAAGAACAUGACCGCGUCCGGCCAGCCAUUCACCGGCGAAUGUUACCGCUUUUAUCCCUCUCAGCCUGACCAGUACUACGGCCGCGGUUGCUUGACUGCCCUCAAGGAGCGCGUGGAAAGCGGCGCUGGAGUCAUGAUCGGCGUAGGCAUCGGCAUUGCUUUUAUUCAAAUCGCUGGAAUUGUUUUAGCUUGCUGGCUGGCAGCGGUUAUACGCCGCGAGAAGGGCGACAAGUAAAACGGUUAGAUUGCGUUUAGUGUGAGGAUAUCGAAUUUAUGUCAUGGUAUGAUUUUUUACUUAUCACUUAUAUGGUUUUACUACAGAUUUUUAUUAUUCAAAUAUUAUGUUAUUUUAGUGACUUCUCAAUAUUAUGAACCUAGCUUAAUAUCAUUUGUUUAUUAUCAUACAAGGUAUACACUUUCAUGUAGACUAAUAUUAGUGAAGAUUUUUUAAAUAUAAAUAUAAUUCUCAGUUUCGUAAAUAAUGAUGAAUUAA
Molecule: messenger RNA, 1243 nt
Organism: Ctenocephalides felis (cat flea)
Lineage: Eukaryota; Metazoa; Arthropoda; Insecta; Siphonaptera; Pulicidae
Product: CD63 antigen
Exons: 4
Coding region: 251-985 (244 amino acids)
Cellular component (GO): membrane
Source: RefSeq, a predicted model, not a curated record